This is a messenger RNA of Halichondria panicea, 1519 nucleotides long. RefSeq lists its product as uncharacterized. NCBI's taxonomy places the organism in Eukaryota, Metazoa, Porifera, Demospongiae, Suberitida, Halichondriidae. The transcript is spliced from 2 exons. The record is from RefSeq and is a predicted model, not a curated record. Bases 437 to 1438 code for a protein of 333 amino acids.
GGUUACAACAUGGGCAUGAGGUAUCUAUAGCCCUGUUUACACGCAAAGUAAUGCACAUUGUAAUCCAGAUUAGAUAAUGCGCAUUAGUGCGUUUACACAGCCACAAAGCCAGUUGUGGUUUUAUGCUGUGUAAACAGUCUGAACCGGAUUAGUAACCUCAUGCAAAGUGCUUCAAUUGGAAAAGAAGUAAGAAUCUUGGAAAGAGGACCUUAUGUAACAGUUUGGAGUGAUCUAAUGGCUCACAAUAAUAAAACAACAAGCUGUAAUUAAAAGUAAAAAGAAUUCAGCAAGAAGAAGAACUCGUUUUUAUGAGAGACAGGCUCAAGAACGUUUGCUGUUUGCUAUGACAAUGUCUUUAGCAACAGCCAGAAUGUCCUCAACACCAAGAACUAUCUGAACAAGAGAAAGAAGUUCUCAGUGGUGGGAGCGGGUUGUAAUGGAAACGUUUACCCAUCAAGACUGGAUGCACAAUUUCCGAAUGAGCCGAGAGACGUUUUUAUUCGUCUGCCAGGAAUUAAAAUCUAUUGAAAAAAGAAAUACCUUGAUGAGGAAAGCCAUUCCACUCCAAAAAAGGGUUUCUAUCGCUCUAUGGUUUCUCUCCACCAAUUCUGAUUUUAGAACGAUUAGCCAUUUGUUUGGUGUCUCUAAAGCAUCGGUUUGCCUCAUAACCAUAGAUGUGUGUAUGUGCAUUGUUGACCAUCUACUUCCUAAGUAUAUCCGUAUGCCUUGUGGUGAUGCAUUGAAGCAAGUGGUGGCUGGGUUUAAAGAGAAAUUGGGGUUUCCACAGUGCGUUGGAGCAAUUGACGGUACACAUAUACCUAUAAUCUCACCACAAGAGUGCCCAGCCGACUAUUACAACAGAAAAGGUUGGCAUUCUAUCAUUCUCCAAGGAUUGGUCGAUCACAAUGGUCUUUUCAUGGACAUUUACGUUGGCUGGCCAGGACGAGUCCACGAUGCAAGAGUUUUCUCCAAUUCCUCACUGUUCAGAAAAGGUCAAGAAGGAUCAUUGGUACCCACUUUGACGGAGAUGAUAGAGCAGUGUGAAAUUCCACUCGUGAUUCUAGGUGAUCCGGCAUAUCCACUUUUAAAGUGGCUCAUGAAGGCCUAUCCCGACACAGGACGUCUCACCCUUGAACAGAAGACUUUCAACUAUCGCCUUAGUAAAGCUCGAGUGGUUGUUGAGCAUGCGUAUGGUCGUUUGAAGGCUCGAUGGAGAUGUUUGAUGAAGCGUAAUGACACCAAUAUUUGUGAUAUACCUAACAUUGUCUCAGCUUGCUGUGUUUUGCACAACAUCUGUGAACUUCGAGAGGAAUCAUUUGAUGACGAGUGGAUUGAGAGUGACUCAUCAUUUAGUAUGAUUAGACAGUCGGCAUCUGACUCAGUAGAUAUUAGUGGUGACCAGAUAAGGAGUGCAUUAACACAAUAUUUCAGUACAUGAUAUUAAUGUGACGUAUAAUUAUAAUUAUAUGUAAUAAGGACUGUAAUACUAUGAUUAUAAUUAUAACGUUUGAUGAUUGAA